Plasmopara halstedii is the source of this 1728-nucleotide messenger RNA. RefSeq lists its product as uncharacterized. The record is from RefSeq and is a predicted model, not a curated record. The coding region runs from base 1 to 1728 and encodes 575 amino acids. The transcript is spliced from 8 exons. NCBI's taxonomy places the organism in Eukaryota, Oomycota, Peronosporomycetes, Peronosporales, Peronosporaceae.
AUGAAUGCACGAGCGCAGAGUGAACAUCUUUUCAAUUUACAGAUGCAAGGAGACAAGUAUGCGAGAUUAGUGGUCGAGCAGAAGCAUCGACUGCGUCAACUUGACGAUCACUCGAAAAAAAUUCACGACGAAAUUAAAGAAUUGCGAUUGAAGCGUAGUGAAUGUGAUCAACGGGGUGGUGGUGUGAAUGCAGUCCGUACUCGAAUGGCCGAUGAGCAGCGAGAGCUCAUUAAGCUUGAAAAUCGACUCUCAGCAUGCAAGAUUCGCGAGAGCAAGAUGAUCGCGUUCAAUACUGAUCUUCGGAAUCAAGUCGACCAGUUGCGUGCUAACAGGGUGUUAAGUCAGACUGUGUUUGAGAAGAAUCAACGUCGUCUACGCGAAAUUCACAGUAGUAUGCAAGAGACUUUUCGCCAAUCAACCCAAAUUGUAGCUGAGCGUGACCGGAUUCUGUCGUUAGCAAACUCGUUGUCGGGUCAAAAUUUGGGUGAGCAAGAAGCUUUCGAUCAUGUUUAUCAAAGUCUCGCAGCGAUUAUCAAACGAGAGAAAGAGAGUGCGGAGUUAUACCGAAAGCAAAUGCUUGAACAGGAUCCGAUGGACCUCUCUGAUACCUUUGUUCGAGGCAAUAUGAAAAUUGAGGAGGAGCAGCAACUGAAGAGAACUAUACAAAAGCUUGACUCAAUGAUGUUACGAGACAAACAAAAUAUUGCAACCAUUAACGAGAAGCUGCAAGAGUUUGAGACGACAUUUGCAGCACUACAGCAAGAAUUGAAAGUAGACAACUAUCACGAAAUGGUUGACGUGUAUACGAAAAAAGAGGAGGAAAACUUUUCUCUGUUUUGCUAUGUUCAAAGCAUAAAUAAUGAAGCCGAGCAGCUUGAGGAUGAGAAAAUGGCGCUAGAACAGGAGAUUCAAAAACUCAAGAGCGAGGUGCGAGACGGCAAAGCUAACGCAAAGUUGCGCAUGGUCGACGAUCUUGUUGCAACACGCCAAAAUAUCUUGGAGGAAAAUGCGGCUGUUGAACAACUUCGAGCUAAGGCUACACGUAAGUUCCAGCCGCUCGCACGAAUUGUUGAUAGACUGUACAACGCGCUUGGAUGCAACGACGUCCCGCCGCCUGUUCCCAGUGCAGAAUGUGAUGUUGAUACCUCGAAGCGUGCGAGAAAGCAGUCCGAGGACCAGCUUGCAAUUAAUACGCGUAUUAAUUCUAUGAAUGACCUCCUGGCUGCACAAGGGAUAACUGAGGGAAACAUAUUACAGUUUUUAGCGAUCAUUGAGCUGCGGAGCAGCGAACUUCUUGAGCGACUUUUGCGUCGCGUACAACACAUGAGCCCUGCCGAAACUCAACACCUUUUAUUCGGAGCAAAUCUACGUCCGAGUGAUCCUGUGCGGUCUGCUAAUGCCGUUAAAGCAGUAUUUCCUGACUAUUUCGAAAGCUUAGCGGGUGGCACCGAAAAUGACGAAUUGAGCUCUUCAUCGGCGUUAAGCUCCAAAAUAGCGAUUGUAGGAAAAGGCGAUGAUUUCUGUAUCGACAGACAGCUUCUGAGAGAUUUUUCAAUUGCCGAGGACGAACUAGAAAGUCUAAGAAACGAAGACGAAAUAGGUGAUCGGCCAUUGACUAGGCUUGAGCUGCAAAAACAAGCUGCUAAAGGUUUUGCAAAUUUACAGAUCAGCCCGAAGUUACAGCCGAAUCGUGCACAGCUCGUGGCGUCCAAGAAAAAAAAUGGAUAA